Solanum pennellii is the source of this 757-nucleotide messenger RNA. RefSeq lists its product as uncharacterized. The record is from RefSeq and is a predicted model, not a curated record. The coding region runs from base 256 to 573 and encodes 105 amino acids. The transcript is spliced from 4 exons. Lineage: Eukaryota; Viridiplantae; Streptophyta; Magnoliopsida; Solanales; Solanaceae.
CAUAGCAGCGGCCCCCGCUCUCUCUUCUCCUUCCCUCCCCGUCGCUGCUUCCCUUUUCUACCCCGGCGAGAAACAAUAGCCAGAAGCUCCAGCGAGCAGGCUCCAUUGACGAAAACAACAAUCUCCAGCCAGCAAGCUCAAGGCAGCGUCACCUCUUUCUCUCUUCCAGCAAGGACGAGAGAACAACAACACCAGCUGCCGGCGAUAUCCCUAGCGCCUCCCUCCAUUCUUUUCUCUUUUCCAGUAACUCCGGCCAUGGCCAGCAGCAGCACGGAGAUAGACAGCGUCUGGUCUUCUCUUUUUCAUUCUCCAAUCAGCGAGCUACGAGGAAGCAACUCCAAAACAGACGCCUUCUCCUCCGAAGAGUCGAGCUCUGGACAACAGCUACAAGACUACAAUAACAAUAACUUGCUUGCUUUAUACCGGAAUGCCACAAUACACCAUAAUAAGUUCAUUCAGGAAACACUUCUUAAUUUGUUACUACGAAAUGACCUUCACUACAACUUGUAUAAUCAAGUAGAAAAAUUUGUUCAAAAGCCCAUCAUUUUGAAGCUCUUUCUAACCAAUAGGUGAACAAACUGACAAAGAGGGGACGAAAGCAUCGAAAACCUUACUUAAAGAGAAUUGGUUUAUUUAUAUCUCUACAAACAUUCUAGCAUUAUUUUUACUUUUUGGCCUAAUUUUGUGAACUUCAAUUAAUGCCAACUCUUGAACAUUCUAGGACUAUUUUUAUUUUUGGGCUUAAUUUUUGUGAAAA